AGCUUGAAGUCAUUUCUUGGAGAGGAAAAGCUCAAGGAAUUUAUAAACUUUACGCUUCAUUAUAUUGCUGACUUGGAUAUCCCAAUAAAAAGGGGAACAUUUAUAGAAUUCCGAAGUGGGAUGAUCAAUGUCUCACCAAUUGGGAGGAACUGCAGCCAAGAAGAAAGGGAUGAAUUUGAAAAGUACGACAAGGUUCACAACGUACGCCCAAAAAUGGUGGCUGUGCUCCGGGAGAAGUUUGCCCACCUUAACCUGACAUUUUCAAUUGGAGGACAAAUAAGCUUUGAUGUGAGUGAUAUUAU
Molecule: messenger RNA, 302 nt
Organism: Carica papaya (papaya)
Lineage: Eukaryota; Viridiplantae; Streptophyta; Magnoliopsida; Brassicales; Caricaceae
Source: RefSeq, a predicted model, not a curated record